This is a messenger RNA of Dichomitus squalens LYAD-421 SS1, 2880 nucleotides long. RefSeq lists its product as uncharacterized. Gene Ontology annotation, biological process: tRNA modification; alanyl-tRNA aminoacylation. The coding region runs from base 1 to 2880 and encodes 959 amino acids. The transcript has 13 exons. Lineage: Eukaryota; Fungi; Basidiomycota; Agaricomycetes; Polyporales; Polyporaceae. The record is from RefSeq and is a predicted model, not a curated record. Gene Ontology annotation, molecular function: nucleic acid binding; amino acid binding; aminoacyl-tRNA deacylase activity. Gene Ontology annotation, cellular component: cytoplasm; mitochondrion.
AUGGCGUCCUCAGAGUCGCAGACCCCCCCGUACUUGACCGCCGCGCAGGUGCGCGAGCACUUCUUCGCCUUCUUCAGGAGCAAGGACCACCCCUACGUCCCCUCCUCCUCCACCAUCCCGUAUGAGGACCCGACGCUGCUCUUCGCCAACGCUGGCAUGAACCAGUUCAAGUCCAUCUUCCUCGGCACGGUCGACCCCCAUUCCGAGCUCGCGCGACUGAAACGCGCGUUCAACUCGCAGAAGUGCAUACGUGCAGGCGGAAAACACAACGAUCUGGAGGAUGUCGGGAAGGACUCGUAUCACCACACGUUCUUCGAGAUGCUGGGCAACUGGUCGUUCGGCGACUACUUCAAGAAAGAAGCCAUCUCGUAUUCCUGGGAGCUCCUGACGGGGGUCUACAAGCUCCCCAAAGACCAACUCUACGUCACGUACUUCGAGGGAGACCCCAAGAACGGCCUCGAGCCUGACCUCGAGGCGAAACAGUACUGGUUAGCAACCGGCGUUGCGGAGGACCACAUCAUCCCCGGCAAUGCGAAGGACAACUUCUGGGAGAUGGGCGCGACCGGACCUUGCGGGCCCUGCAGUGAAAUCCACUUCGACCGCAUAGGCGGCCGGAACGCGGCCGACCGCGUGAACCAGGACGACCCGGACGUGCUCGAGAUCUGGAACAACGUCUUCAUCCAGUUCAACCGCGAGGAAGACGGCUCGCUCCGCCCGCUCCCCGCGAAGCACGUCGACACCGGCAUGGGCUUCGAGCGCCUCGUCUCCGUCGUGCAGAACAAGCGCUCCAACUACGACACCGACGUCUUCGCGCCGCUGUUCGCGAAGAUCCAGGAGCUCACCGGGGUCCGCGCGUACGCGGGCAAGUUCGGCGACGAGGACCCGGACGGGGUCGACACCGCGUACCGCGUCAUCGCGGACCACGUGCGCACGCUGACGUUCGCGCUGAGCGACGGCGGCGUGCCGAACAACGUCGGGCGCGGGUACGUGCUCAGGCGGAUCCUGAGGAGGGGCGCGCGGUUUGCGCGGAAGAAGCUGGGCGUGCCCAUCGGCGCGUUCUUCUCGUCGCUGGUCCCGGUCGUCGUCGAGCAGAUGGGCUCGGUCUUCCCUGAGAUCACGCAGAAGUACGACGAGAUCAAGGAGAUCCUCGACGAGGAGGAAGAGUCGUUCUCGCGCACGCUCGACCGGGGCGAGAAGCUCUUUGAGCAGUACGCGAAGAAGGCGCUCGAGGCCGGCCAGAAGGAGCUCAGCGGGAAGGACGUGUGGCGGCUGUACGACACGUACGGCUUCCCCGUCGACCUCACGCGGCUCAUGGCGGAGGAGCUUGGGCUGGGCGUGAACGAGGCGGAGUUCGAGGCUGCGCAGGCGGCGUCGAAGGAAGCCAGCAAGGCGGGCGUGAAGAAGGGCGCGGGCGAGACUGUUGCGCUCGACGUGCACGACAUCGCGGCGCUGGAGAAGAAUGUGGACGUGCCGAAGACGGACGAUUCGUUCAAGUUCCAGCGCGGUAGCAUCACAGCAAAGGUCGUCGCUAUCUACAACAAGAAGGCCUUCCUGAAAACCACCGGGGAGAUCCCUGAGGACACCACGUUCGGGCUGAUCCUCGACCGCACAAGCUUCUACGCGGAGUCCGGUGGUCAGGAAUACGACACCGGCAGCAUCAUCAUCGACGGCGUGGCAGAAUUCGAAGUGACGAACGUCCAGGUCUUUAACGGCUACGUCCUCCACAUCGGUCGUAUGAAGUACGGCAAGCUGGCCGUCGGCGACGAGAUUGUCUCGUCAUACGACGAACUCCGACGCUGGCCGCUCCGCAACAACCACACCGCGACGCACAUCCUCAACUACUCCCUGCGCGAGGUCCUCGGCGACCACAUCGACCAGAAGGGCUCGCUCGUCGCGCCCACGAAGCUCCGCUUCGACUUCUCGCACAAGGCGCAGGUCACCCCGGCCGAGCUCGCGAAGAUCGAGGCGCUCAGCCAGGACUGGGUGCGCCGCAACGUCGGCGUGUACGCGAAGGAGCUCGCGCUGCCCGUCGCGCAGAAGAUCCACUCGCUCCGCGCGGUCUUCGGGGAGUCGUACCCGGACCCGGUGCGCGUCGUCGCGCUCGAGUACCCCGUGGAGGAGAUCGCGCAGGAUCUGGAGAACCCGAGGUGGCGGAAGACGAGCAUCGAGCUGUGUGGCGGCACGCACGUCGCGAAGACGGGCGAGAUCAAGGACUUCAUCGUCACGGAAGAGUCCGGGAUCGCGAAGGGCAUCCGGCGCGUCGUCGCGGUCACAGGGCACGAGGCGGCAGAGGCACGCCGGCAGGGCGAGUCGCUCACCGCGCAGCUCAACCGCAUCGAGUCGCUGGGUGACGCCGAGAAGGACGUGGCGCUAAAGGCGUACACGGUGCAAAUCGGCCAGGCGGACAUAUCGCUGCUCAAGAAGAACGAGCUUCGGGAUCGUCUGGGCGCCGUCAGGAAGGCGUUCGACAAGUACCUGAAGGACAAGGAGGCCGCCGCGAAUAAGGCUGCUGGCGACGCGCUGCAGCAGUUCUUCAAGGAGAAGCCGGACGCGCCCGCGUACUUCGCCGUCCUCGACGUGAACGCCAACGCAAAAGUCCUGCAAGGCGUCGUCCUCCAAGCGAAGAAGCUCGGCAAGUCCAUCUACAUCUUCAGCGCGGACGCGGCGAACGGCAAGGUCGCGCACGUCAACGCCGUCUCUGAGGCUGCAAAGGCCAAGGGAUUGGACGGACGGGAGUGGGCGAACGCCGUGGUGGAUAUUCUUGGCGGCAAAGCGGGCGGCAAGCCCGAUGGCGCGCAGGGGGUUGGUACAGAGGUGUCGAAGGUGCAGGACGCGCUGGAGGCCGCUCGGAAAUUUUUCGAGACGAAGACGUCGAGCUGA